Macrosiphum euphorbiae (potato aphid) is the source of this 741-nucleotide messenger RNA. The record is from the annotation of a GenBank genome assembly. Lineage: Eukaryota; Metazoa; Arthropoda; Insecta; Hemiptera; Aphididae.
AUGAUAAAUAGAUACAUUGAUAAACAAUUAAUACCGACGCGCCGUUUGAUUGAUAAGACGCGCCGCGCCAAUUUUCCUUUGGCGCGUGACACAAAGACCGACAAUUGUCGGGAAGCCACGCGGCGAUCAUACAAGCCUUGCCGCGCAAUACCGAUCAGACGGCGCGUCAACUGUACCACGCUAUACCACUCCACGCUCCACGCGACGCGCAACGCGCCGUGUGAUCCCACCUUAAGAUCUGGAGCACAAGGCACAAGUUACAAGCCAAAAUGGCCAUUUUUUGAAUUUAUGUUAUUUGUAAAAGACACCCUUCUUCCAAAUGUAACAAGUGGAAAUCUUCCUACUCCUAUGAUUUCUGAGACCCAUUCCGAGAUAAAUGACUCAGAAGAUGACUUUAUCGAAAUUGGUAAUUAUGAGGAAAAUGUUAAUGAAGGACUUCUUCAAGAAACACUUGGGUCUGUUUCAUCAAAUGAAUUUCCAACACCAGAAAAAAAAGGUAAGAAACCACGGGUUGGAGACAUUGACUUUGAUCCUUUUUUGCAAAUAGAGCAACAAAAAUUAGAUCUUAUUAGGGAAGAGCAAAAAAAGGACUCAACUAUGACAAAUAAUCCCGAUUACCUUAUUUUAAUGAGUCUAUUGCCUUAUUUAAAAAAAUUGGAUGCAUUGGAAAAAUUACAACUGCGCACAAAUAUUCAAAAUGUAGUUUUUCAAACAUUUAAACAAAAAGUAAUUGAAAAAUAA